AUGAGGUGGUACCGACCCUGGUCAGUGGAUUCACAGAUUAGAAUCUUGCAAGAACUUACUCGAAGCUCACAAUGGAUGAUGAAUGCAUGGAGAUUACGUCGACCUUAUUCUACUAAGAGAUUCAAAGACAGAUAUCAGGUUACAAUAGCUUUCUCUAUUCACCCUUCGGAUGCAAGAGAAUAUCGUCUCGGUACAACGCCAAGGGGGAUAUUCAAAGAAUUCGAACUGUUAGAUCGUAAGUCAACUACCAUCGGAUCGUCUGCAGCAUUUUCUGGCCCAUAUGAUUACAAUAUUGAAGGAAAGAGUUGGAAAGGCAAAAUCGUUAAAUUAUUAGCAUCAAGAGAAGAGAUCUAA
Molecule: messenger RNA, 354 nt
Organism: Sclerotinia sclerotiorum 1980 UF-70
Lineage: Eukaryota; Fungi; Ascomycota; Leotiomycetes; Helotiales; Sclerotiniaceae
Exons: 2
Coding region: 1-354 (117 amino acids)
Source: RefSeq, a predicted model, not a curated record